This is a messenger RNA of Rhodotorula graminis WP1, 1725 nucleotides long. Its product is annotated as glycosyltransferase family 49 protein. NCBI's taxonomy places the organism in Eukaryota, Fungi, Basidiomycota, Microbotryomycetes, Sporidiobolales, Sporidiobolaceae. Gene Ontology annotation, biological process: protein O-linked glycosylation via mannose. Gene Ontology annotation, molecular function: xylosyltransferase activity; glucuronosyltransferase activity. The record is from RefSeq and is a predicted model, not a curated record. The transcript is spliced from 6 exons. Bases 13 to 1725 code for a protein of 570 amino acids.
CCAGCUUCCGCCAUGCACCGCCAGCGCACCGUCAAGGCGCCCACCUCCUCGUCCACCGUCACCCGCGUCGCCAAGUUCGCCCUCUCGCUCUACCUCCUCGCCGCCCUCGUCUACACGGCCUGCACCCUCGUCGUCGCACCCUCUGUCUCGUUCCUGUCCGGCGGCCGCAUCCUCGCCCCGAGGUCCCAGGUCGUCCUCGACUCGAACGCCGACCUCGCCAACCUCGCCGCCGCCGCCGCCGACACCUCGCUCGCUCGCUCGGCCGCAGCGCUCGGCGGCGUCAACGCGACGGGCCCGUCAUCGUCGACCAAGACGACCAAGCUCAAGCACGCCGCCCUCGAGACGGCCGGCGUCCGCGCCGCCGACAUUCGCCAGGAGGACAGCUCCGACCCAGUGUGGGCUGCCGCCGAGGUCGCAGAGCGCAAGGGCAAAAAGUCCAAGGGCACCUACCGCCGCCCGGACGUCGUCAUCGACAGCGCCGACCUCGUCCACAAGCGCAUGCACGGCUUUGACGGCGUCGACUGGGACAAGGACCAGAUGGUCUGGCACUCGCCCUCGGCCGACCUCGCCCACUCGGGCCCGCAGGCCGACGAGGCCGCCCUCGCCGCGUACGGCUCGACCCCGGGAGAGCACCGCACUCUGAGCGAGGACGAGUUCCUGAGCCUGUCGUUCGGCUCGAGCCUUCAGCCGAGCAAGGUCAUUCCCUACUACUACCGCGCCUCGGACCCGGACCGCGUCGACUUCAACAAGGACGACAUCACCAUCACGACCCUCGUCACGAGCAACCGCUUCACCGUCUUUGAGCGCCUCGUCGAGCGGUACCGAGGUCCCGUCUCGGCGACGGUCCACGUCACGCAGGGCAAGAACCCGUCCGAGCUCCUCGCCGCGCUCGACAAGCUGUACACGUCGAGCCCGCUCAUGAAGCAGUACGUCGACGUGCACCUCGUGUACGACCCGUUCGACCGCCAGUUCAACAUGUGGCGCAACGUCGCCAAGUUCUUUGCCCGCACCGAGUACGUCAUGAUGCUCGACGUCGACUUUUGGCUGUGCACCGACUUCCGGUCGCGCAUGCUCGACUCGCCCGAGAUCAUGCAGCGCCUCAAGGGCGGCAUGGCGGCGUUCGUCGUCCCGGCGUUCGAGUUCCACAAGCAGAGCGACGGCGUCGACCCGCUCACGUUCCCCUCGACCAAGGAGGACCUCGUCCAGCUCGUGCGCGACGACAAAAUCGGCAUGUUCCACAAGUCGUGGGCGCCCGGGCACGGCUCGACCAACUACACGCGCUACUACGAUGCCAAGCCGGGCGAGGUGUACCGCGUGCACGGCUACACCCACUCGUACGAGCCUUACGUCAUCUUCAAGAAGGAGGGCACGCCCUGGUGCGACGAGCGCUUCAUCGGCUACGGCGGCAACAAGGCGGCGUGCCUGUUCGAGCUGUACCUGUCGGGCGUGUCGUUCUACGUCCUGCCCGACGACUUCCUCAUCCACCAGUCGCACGCCUACGCCGAGAAGGCCCGCAAGCACGAGCGGAAGUACAACCGCAAGCUGUACACCGACUUUCGCGAGGAGCUCUGCUUCCGGUACCUCAACCUCUUCCUCGACCAGAUCGAGAGCCCGAGGGCGAAGAACCUCGCCAUCGAGUGCAAGAAGAUCAAGGGCUUCAGCACGACGGCGGCGCGCUACAUUGCCGCAGCCGGCGGCGUCGAGCCGCCUCCCAAGCGCUCGUGA